GGGGAGCUUCCUGGCCGCCUGGCUGAGCGCGGCGGCGGCGGCCCCGCGGGAGAGGCUCCGUGACUUCCAACAUACCAAGCGCGUCGGCAACUACCUGAUCGGCAGGAAACUGGGCGAGGGCUCCUUCGCCAAGGUCCGAGAGGGGCUGCAUGUGCUCACCGGAGAGAAGGGGGAAGUUAAUGUGCUUGCAAGUGGCGCACAGUGAAGCAAGAUGUGGAAACAAAGCCUUCUCCUGAGGACGGCUGGCUGGAUUGCUGUAGUCACUGCAGUUUUCUAGGCUGGUGCUUUAUGAGCCUAUUAUUCCGGGAUUAGCGCCUGCGUGUACUUUGAGAUAAAAAGUAAUUGACAUCUGAUUUCUGUCUUGUAAAGCCGUUGUCGAGCAAGGGCGCUGCCUAAGUUUCAAUAAAACUGCGGUAGUAGUGUGAAGCAGGGGUCUUACUGCUAAUGCCUGGUAGCUGUUUUGGCACAGUCCGAGCUGUUAUGGUCACCAGAACAUCUGAUUUCAGCGAGGGUGCCCAAGCAGGUUUUGAUUUGCAGCAGACUUUAGCGACUCUGGAGGAGUUAAUGCGCAUUAUUGUGUCAUAUUGUUUCAGAAAAUUGUGUAUUUAGAAACGAAAUCCGUGGAUUAAUGAGUCCCCAGCUAGGCCCAGAUCCAUUGCGCUGACACAAUGCAUUGUACAGAAUCAAGGCGAUUGCGGAGCGAAUGCCAAAAAUCUGCCAUUACCUCACCCUGAAGUGGCUAGAAGCUAAAGAGGUCUUCGGGAGAGCACAAGAUGCUGUGUGCCGUGGCCCAGGCGCUAGUUGCUUUCCCAGCUGCUCCGAGGGCAGCUGGAUGGGCUGUGCACGUUGAGUGCGGUGCGUGGGACUGGAACCAACAGCUCCUGAGAGCGAGAGGGUGAGCUAAGGUGGCAGUGAAAGUAAUUGACAAGAAGAGAGCCAAAAAGGACACUUAUGUCACCAAGAAUCUACGACGGGAAGGGCAGAUCCAACAGAUGAUCCGCCACCCAAACAUCGCCCAGCUGCUGGAUAUACUGGAAACUGAAAACAGCUACUACCUUGUCAUGGAGCUUUGCCCUGGUGGCAACCUGAUGCACAAGAUCUAUGAGAAAAAGAGACUUGAAGAACAUGAAGCACGCAAAUACAUCAGGCAGCUCAUUCUGGCAGUAGAACAUCUUCAUCGGGCAGGUGUAGUUCACAGAGACUUGAAGAUAGAAAAUCUGUUGCUAGAUGAAGACAACAAUAUCAAGCUCAUUGACUUUGGACUGAGCAACUGUGCAGGCAUCCUGGGUUAUUCUGAUCCAUUCAGCACCCAGUGUGGGAGCCCAGCAUAUGCAGCCCCUGAACUUCUGGCAAGGAAAAAAUAUGGGCCCAAAAUAGACGUUUGGUCCAUUGGGGUGAACAUGUACGCAAUGUUGACUGGAACGUUACCUUUUACUGUGGAGCCAUUCAGCUUAAGAGCUUUAUACCAGAAAAUGGUGGACAAAGAAAUGAACCCUUUUCCCACUCAGCUCUCCACAGCGGCUGUAAACUUUCUACGAUCUCUACUAGAGCCAGAUCCUGCAAAGAGACCAAACAUCCAGCAGGCACUUGCAAAUCGGUGGCUUAAUGAGAAUUACCCUGGGAGAGCACCACCUAAUGUCACAUAUCCAAACAGAAUCCACUUGGAGGACCUCAGCCAAAGCGUGCUGCUCCAUAUGACUGAGAAGCUUGGCUAUAAGAACAGCGAUGUCAUCAACACUGUGCUCUCAAACAGGGCAAGUCACACACUUGCUAUCUACUUUCUUCUUAAUAAGAAGCUGGAGCGCUACCUGGCAAGCCUUAGAAAAUCUGAAGUCCAGGACAAUAUUUGCCACAAGAACCAGCUGUACCAGAUUGACAAGUACAAGGCAAAUAAAGACUCCUAUGAGGACAAAAAACUCAGAAAACAAGAAAAGAAAGGGGAGAUUCUUCACCGUCAGCUCCCAAAGAAAACUGAGAAAAGUCCAGUUUCAUAUAGACAGCCUUCUUCCUGUCUUAUCUCACAGAUACAGAACACCAAGGCUCUGCUGAGGGACCGAAAAGCUACCAAGGCUGGAGGUGCUGAGAAAGACUCCACCAGUGGCCUGAGCCCCUUCCACGAGCCCUUGGCGACCAAGGCCGGCUUCAUCACCUCCAGCUCCCUGGAGUACCUGGAGGCCCAGCAGCCACUGCCCAGGACGCCCCGACUCCUGAAGAGGCAGGAGUCCCCCCAGCAGGAGCCAGCACGGGCCGGGGGCCGGGCCAAGGACUCUCCCCUCAUCCUGAACAUUGUGCACUCCUUCGAGUCUGUCGACAGAGAGGACCAAACAGACCAGGUCUCCCCCUCCCACCAGUACAAGAUUUUAGGCUCGCCAAUGAAUUUUCCUUCCAAAAGCUCAAGUGAAAGGACACUGUCCCCGCUUUUUCAGCCAGGAAGUACAUCCCCCAUCCACCCCAACCAGGUCUCUUUCACAUAUGAAGAAAAAGCAUACCCCGCCAAGGAGGAAGCUGUGUCCCCUACUCAGCUGGUUUCCAACAACCCGUUGGGCAGCCCCAACUGUGUUAAAAGCAGGGGCAGGUUCCCCAUGAUGGGGAUUGGACAGAUGCUGCGGAAGAGGAACCAGACGAUGCAGUCGGUGGGCGACAAACCGCUGGAAGCACGGAUGCCUCAGCUGCAGCAGAUGAGCCCCACGCAGAUCACGUUCAAUGCAGAUGCUGUCAGCGGCCAGUGUUAGUCUGGCAGGCCAGGAUUUGUAUUGCUGUUGUCUGGGACCCAGCCUUUUUUAUUUCUAAACAGAAGGGAAAGCCACAGGCGUGUCACCAUCUCUACAUAACACAGUGCAGUGGUCCAGUGUAGAAAAUCAGAGGUCCACUUGUAAGGAAGGGGUCGUCCCAUGUAUUAAAGUGAAAAGAAGAGUGCUCUGCUUGUGCUGUCAAGAAAUAUUAGCAUUAGGCAUCAGACUGUACAGUAAAACACGUCUUGAAAGAGCCAUGUUAAUAUGUAUUUUCACUGCUCAAAGUCUCGUAUUGCAGUAAAGUUGAUGGGAAGAGCAACAAGCAUUACCAGUGUGAUUCAUCAAGGUGAUCGGCGUGGUGCUGUGAGCGCUGGUCCCAGCUGGGGCCACGGUUGGGCUACGUGUGCUCCUCCUGCUCGUGCCAGGCGGUACACUGUCCUGUUACAGGCAUCAUUCAAGGGGAAAAACUCAAGAUGCUGUUUCCAAAAUCAACUUGCUAGAAAGCACUGCUAGGGAGAUGUUUGUAGAAGCUUGAAUCAAGACGUGUGCGAUCUAAACAGUCAGAAAAAGUGGGACUAAUGAAAGUCGAAGCAGAUCUUACUGUUUAUUACAUAAAGUAGCUAGUAAUGGCAUCAUUUGUCCCUAAAGAAAAUGAUAAUUUAAUCAUGUCAUUCAGAAGGAACAUGACUUCAAAAACAAGGCUCAUCACCUGACAAUUAACCACACUGAAGGCCCGUUCCUUUCAUGUAAUGGGUUUACAAGUGGAUGCUUUAGUUAGUAAUCCCCAUUGCCACACGCUGUGUUGAGGCAACCCGGUCACCUCCGUUUUUUGUAGCUGUACUAGUUCCACUCCUGUGUGCAGGUUUGCAUUAGCCCCUGUUACAGCUACACAGCACCCGAAGGCUUUCCUGAGAGACUGCAGUGAGUGAAGAGACUCAUAAAGGACACACAGACCUAUACCAGUGCCGUUUUAUACUACAAGAUCGGUUAUGCGGUGGUUACCAAAAAUUUGGUAUUGUUAUGAGCUGUGAAGAUUAAGUUUCUUAAAAAGCAACAUGUUCUGCAUACUGGUCUUGUUUUUCUAAGUAAAUGAUCUGAGAGGCCGGCAACAUUUUUGGUUCUGUUUUUGUGUUCACACCAUUUCCUAUAAACUAGAAGAUUUAGCCAAAGACUACACUUUUCUUUUGUCUGUACUGUGCUUGCAUAUGUGUUUGUGUAUGGGACAUCUCAGCAAAGCUCAUACUAAUCUGGUUCCCCCAUAGGCACCCCAUUGCUGCCCACCCACUUCAUGUCAUUCUGCAAACAAGGCAGCAGAAGCAUUGCCCUACUAUUGGGGCUGCUGGAGAAUAGAGGGAUUUUGCAUCAGAUUGUCGUAGAAUCACAGAAUUACAGAAUGGUUUGGGUUUGAGAGGACCUCCAAGCCCAUGCCGCCCCAACCCCUGCUGCCACGCUGCCCCCCACCAGCUCAGGCUGCCCAGGGCCCCAUCCAGCCUGGAUGGGACCUUCACCACAGCCUCAAAGCUGCCCAUCGUUCAGCGCAGGGAUGUCCAAAUGCUUCUGACUGUACGCCUCAGUGUGGUGAAGACACCACUUCAGUCGUAAGCCAGCUGUAAAAUGAUAUAUAUGGAAAUCCCAACAUAUUAACAAGGGCCUGAAAUACAGUGGCUCAUUUUUAGAUUGAAAAAUGCCAUCUUCCAUCGGUACAGAAUACCCGUGUAUCCCAGGGGUCCAUUAUAGCUCUUCCUUUUGUUUGAAAACAUUGAAGUGUUUUCUUUUCCUUCACACCAAGAACGUAUUUGUGCUGCAGAGUUGGUGAGCAGGGACAGUGGCAACACCGCCACGUGUGUGCAUCAGACCUGUGCACCCCAACAGAUGGCAGGUACUGACUUGAACUACAAACUCAGGUUUACUUGGAACCCAAUAAAAGGUUGGGGGAGGCAGGAAAGAGACAUGUAUUUUUGUGAAAACUCAGUAAAUAUGUGUAAGAAUCAGAACGAAAGUAGAAAUGUUAAAUCUUUUAUUAUAUUUAUAGAGAAUAUAUGAGUACUACACUGCUAAAACAUAAACAUGUAUCCAGCUUAGACAGUAGCUAUGUACAGUCAAACUGCAGUGGCCAUGUAAGGGACCUCUUGAAAUACCGUAGUGGAAAUUCCAGGGGAAAAAAUGUAUUUGUUAUCAUUAUUAAAUAUACAUACUUUUUGAACAAGA
Molecule: messenger RNA, 4940 nt
Organism: Gallus gallus (chicken)
Lineage: Eukaryota; Metazoa; Chordata; Aves; Galliformes; Phasianidae
Gene: HUNK
Product: hormonally up-regulated Neu-associated kinase
Exons: 11
Coding region: 993-2732 (579 amino acids)
Biological process (GO): protein phosphorylation; intracellular signal transduction
Cellular component (GO): cytoplasm
Molecular function (GO): ATP binding; protein serine/threonine kinase activity
Source: RefSeq, a predicted model, not a curated record